Molecule: messenger RNA, 2982 nt
Organism: Symbiodinium sp. CCMP2456
Lineage: Eukaryota; Dinophyceae; Suessiales; Symbiodiniaceae
Source: the annotation of a GenBank genome assembly
AUGGCGGAUGGAGCCGAUGACUUGGAGAAGCAAGCCCAGGAGAUGGCCGAAAAGGCCCUUCCAGCAAGUCUGCCUGAGGCUGCUCGCCGAGCCAAGCUUCCUGCUGUGAAGCAGAAAAUCUUGGAGCGGCUCAAGGCUCAGAAAGCUGAACAAGCCGCAAAGCCUUUGGCCAAACCAGGGGGAGCGCCUGCUGCUCCGGUAGCUGGAGCGCAGGUGCCUGGUCACGUACCUCCUCCCCCGCAGCCACCGGCACCGCCACCUCCACCUUCAGACGUGGGCGUCGCCAUAGUCAAACUCGACGGAGUGGAGAUCUGUGGUGACGAACCCUGGUUCGCAGACGCAGUCAUUCGACGUCGGCUUCGCGAGUCUGUCGCGGAUGCCCACAAGGAGCAGAAGAUCCUUGUCGGACUGCCAUCAGAUGAGGUGGUGAGAAUCUGUCCGGAGGACGGUCGAGUCCCUUUCGCUGGGGCCGUGCUGCGGCUUGGUGGUGCUCAUCUGGGUGGCUACGGGGAGUCAGACAUUGCCUACGCAUACCGCCAGCUUUCUCGUGCGCUCCACCCGGACAAGAACCCAGAUUUGGGGGACAAGGCUCAAGCUGCUUUUCACAGACUCUCGGAGGCAUCCGAAGAACUUCGGCAAGGACUGCAGGAGCAACGACAUGCUUUGAAACUCAUCGUUGGCGUCAUGGGUGGCACGGCCACUGAGAUGAUGCUCGAGAGGCCGCAGGAGGCGUUGUUUGCAGAAGCCAGUCGACUGCUCUGUGCAGUCUGUGGCAUAGUCACCGAAGGGGAAGUCUCAAACGUGGCACAGGGGCGAGCCCGUAUCAAGUUUGAGCGAUCUUCUCGAAUGUUCUACAGCUGUCACAUGCAGACGCUGAUGACAGAGUGGUUUGAAAAGACGCAUCUUCUCGAUCUUUACGCCAGCGUGCCCAUCAGGACGGCGUACGACUGUGCUCCCAAAUGCUUCCGAGCGCAGUUCUUGUGCCUCCUGAACAGGGCAGCUAUGGCAGAGGCGAAGCGCUUCAACGACUGUGUACGGGGCAGCUGGCCGAAAAUUAUGCAGACGUUUCCAGAGAUGAGCCUUUGGCGCGAGCUGCGCCAGGCCAUCCACUCCCAUGUCUGGGACAGCAGCGCGGAGCCCGUGCAAGCGCCUCCAGAGGAAGUUCCAGCAGAGCACGGCAAGCGGAGCAGGAGCAGGAGCCGGAGAAGGAGCAGGAGUCGAAGCCGUCGUCGUAGAGACAGGGACGACAAAAAGGGCCGUCGGUCGAACGACGAUGAGGUGGACGACGGCCGACGCCACCGAGAUGAUACGAACUGGUAUGAACGCAAUCCGAUUCGAAGCCGUGGCCGAGGCUCCAUGGCUGAACGGGAACGGAAAAGAGACUUGGCUUGGGAGGCCCGCUGGACGACCAGCGAUGAAGAUGGGCAGAAGCCAUCGCAAGCAGAGGAGUCUGCCGAGCUCCCGCCGAUGCGGGAUGCGCGCGAGGUCAUCGCUGUCCAUCCAACUGCCGGUUGGAGGGCUUGCAAAUGGGCGCGGAAGUGGAGAUCUGCCAUGGCUGCGAUCUUGCCGAGCGGUUUCGACGCUGCAGUUCCCCUAACCGAUACAGAGGUGCGUAAACUCGGCCUCCUCCUGUGGAAGGACAUCGUCAAAUGGGUGCAGGAGACUGAGGGAAAUCGCUACCUGGGCCUCUUCAGAGCUGACCAUCAAACAUCCAAGACGUUCGGUUGGGAUGGCAAGGAGAUGCCAACGUCGCGAGGGUUGGAGCCCUUAGAGCCCGGGCAGAAUUCGCCAGAGUGGUCCUUCGUUCCCGUAACGGAUCUGUUUCUAGUGGUGGGAGAAGGUCUCGUCGGCGUGACCACCGAGGGCAUCUUUGCUGAAAAGGCAAAAGGCCAGAAGAGAACAUGUCUCAGGGAAUGCUACAAGCCAAAGCAGCUCACCGACCAGAAUGGUGCCGACAAGGGCGGGCCACGCAACUGCCUGCAGGCCACAGCUCUGCGACGCAAACUUCUGUUCAAGUGUAGAGAAUGGCUUGUGGUGUGUUUUGCACGUGACUGGGCAAUGGCUUAUGGAAUCUCCAGGCCGCCGCCGGCCCUCCGAUGGCAGAGCUUGGCCCAGGCCCAGGCAGACAGAACAUCUCCGCGCCCGGCGGCACGGAAUGCACAGAAAAUCGGUGCAGGCAAAGAUGUGCGCAGAGGAACUCAAUCUGUUAUGGUACAGAGAAUAGCUCUGAGCACAUGCUGUUCGUGCCUUCUGCGCAGAGGCAUGCGCCGUGCCUGCAGUUCGCAACCGGGCAAAGCCGCAGCCGGGGAAUCUUCUGGAGAGGAAGGUGAUGGUGCUCAGGGCAGUGCUUCCAGAACUCCGAAUGACAGGGACGUGGAUCCUGAGUUUACAAGACAGUUUAAUGCGUAUAUUUCAGCUUAUUUCUUACCUCACCGCAGGCUGUGGCGCUGGUGUCGUCCGAAACUGGCAGGACUUCUGCCACAGACCUCGAAGCAGAGGCCAAGUGCUCUUCAGCGGAGCAUGGCUACGCUUGGGUACCUUCUUCCUUUGGCAGGAGCUUUGCGCUUAUUGACGCCAGCAUUCGCACGUGGCGGUGCAGCAGCGAGUUUGUGGAGCUUUCUCAUGGUUCUGACGGCACCCGUGUCUUCACCGCUGGGGGCGCUCACAGCAGCGAGCUGGCUUGUGUGUGGAAUUACCGACACGCACGCCGUCCCGUCGAGCUUUGUUAGAAGCCACUUCCGGCAGGCGCUCCUGCUGGCUUCUUUGUCUGCUCUGCUUGCAUUUCAAGAACGCACCGGUUUCUCUCCAGAAGCCGCGACUGGCUUGGAAGGGCCAGUGCCGCUUGUGAUUUCUGCGAUGCGGAGUGGCUUGCUAGGUGCACUGAUGCUGGUGUGGCUUGUCUCCGUCUUGUUCUGCCUACUUGGCAGAUACUCAGUUCCGACAACAGACUCCAGCGGCUCCAGUCAGCACGUGGAGGGCUGA